AUGGACUUAUCGAGGGCCGACUCACACCAUUCUCUGGGUGAGCAUGUCCAUCUCUCUUCCUGUACUCCCGAUAAAUUCAACUGGAUUCUCGACCGUGACGCAUGCAAGAACUGGAUCGGGCCAGCGUGCAGACCAUUGUGGCUGUACGGGAUGGCCAAGUCAGACGUGGCUGCCUCGAUGGAUGUCUUGGAAAGGAAGGCGCGUGCGACAUUUCCAGACGCCAACGUCAUCAAAUAUUCCUUCGAUGCCCAAGACGACCGCUGUCGAUCGACAUAUGGAAUGCUUGCUUCUCUCAGCCACCAGCUGCUGACUCUUAAACCAGGCCUCUUUGAACACGUCAGGUCUCUCUACCAUGCAUGUGACAUGUUCCUAGAGGUCGAGUUCAAAAUCGAACAUCUAUGGGCCUUCUUGCGCUCGUUGCUAUCCUGCCCACCCAAGCGCCAUGGCGUCAUCUUUUGCUUUAUCAACAUGAUAGACGAGUGCGACCCUUGCAGCAACAAGUUCCUGAAAGACCUGCUGCUACUGGCGAGCUCGGAAACCUCAGCUGGCGGCUUCAGGCUGGCCGUCACCAGCCACAAGGCGCCCGACUCUGAUGUCGAGUUUGCAGCACAUGCGAUCAACGUUAUCCAGGAGAGACAUGAAGACCCUGAUGAGAAGAAGAAAGAAAUAGAGAGUGUGGUUGCCAGGGAGACUCGUUUGCUGUUCGAGGCCAGGCCGGAACUGGAAAAAUUGGACGGCAUUAUAAAUGAGAAACUGAGCGCUGUUGAUGAUGUUUUCAACAUCUCACUCAUUGCAAAAUUGCUGCAGGCACGCCUGCCGCACUGGGGAGAUGCAGAGCUCGAAACACAGCUGAACGCUCUACCUCCCACCACCUUUGAGAUAUAUCGACACUUUUUGGACAGCAUACCCGCAGACAAUCAAUCGUGGGCGAGAGAUGUGCUCUCUUGGAUAGUCCAUGCGUUUCAGCCAUUGAAGGUGACCGAGCUUGCCUUGGCCAUGGCUCUUCAAGACGACACCUUGUCAAUCUUGGAACUGCAAAGGUUGCCACAGGGGCAUAUCGAAUCAAAGAUCAAGAAUGUAUUUGGCAACUUGAUCCAGAUUCAACAUGACAACGUCUUUUUUAUUGACAGCAGCUUUCGAGAUUUUCUAAUCCAAACUCAAUCCAGUUGUCAAGAAAGAAGUCUGAAGUUGGUUAACCAUGCGAACUGUGCCAGGUUGUGUCUCCGCUACCUCUCUUUGGUGACUUCGGCAACGGAGGAAUCGAAGCCUAUUUUCGACAAGAAAAACUUGUUUACGCCUUCAGAGGGGAUCGAGUACGGUUUCCUUGACUAUGCCGGCCAAUAUUGGUUUCGACACUACAACUUGGCGAAACAUGAUGCCUUUCCAGACCUUCAAGAUGAGGCGUGCGCAUUCCUGGAAAGACCCAAGUCCGAUAUAAUGUGGUGCAAGCUAAAAGUCGACUAUUCGACAUGGCAGCGCGGUAACCCGGCUCACGUGGCAAUUAGCCUUGGAUGCAACGAUGUUGCCCGAACGCUGCUCGAAAAGCCCGAGUGGAACGCCGAGGUCCUUGAUCACACUCAGGGACUUAGAUUGACAACGACACGCGAGACAGCUAUUGAUUUUCUCUGGGAAGCCGGUGCCAGACACGGAGUGAUUCUCUACGCCGCGGCCAUGCGUGGGCGAGACGAGUUGGUGGACCAAAUAUUGAAGGAUCAGGCGCAAGUGGAAAUGGGAAAGGAGUAUAUAUCCCCAUAUGGCAGGACAGCCUUGCACCAGGCAUCUUCCCUUGGUUACCAUGCUGUGGUUAGAAAACUGCUCAAUGCAGGUUACAACGCAAACGUUACGAAUGACGAGCUACUGGUGCCUCUUCAGCUCGCCAGCCGGUUUGGCCAUGUCGAUGUCAUAGAGGCUCUUCUCACCGGAAAGGAGAAGGCUGAUGAUGAAAAUAUGGAUACAGACACCCAUCCAGCUUGCGCCGCCGUUGUCGGCAAAUCACCUUGGCUGGUUCAGGAGUCUCUCAUGAUGGCCAUCGACUCUCAGCAACAUGACGCAAUCAAAAAACUUCUCGACCGGGGCGCCAAGCUUGAGAAAAAUCCCAAAGCGUUGAGUCAUGCCGUUGCGUCUGGUCGGGAGGACAUUGUGGGAUUAAUUCUACGUUACUAUGAGAAACUCCCGGCGAAUAUUCUCCACGAAGCAAUGGCGACACGCGGCGAGAACAACUACACGCCGUUGGGAUUGGCCGCACGCGGGGGCUACAUGGAUGUGGUGCGGCAGCUUUUGGACAAGAUGGAAUCUAGAAUGGACACCACAGAAACAGAAGACAUGAAGAAGAAAUCUCCUAGAGAUAUGCCGCUUCAUCUGGCGGCCGAGGGUGGUCAUGCCCAUGUGCUCAAAGCCCUCAUCGAAUGGCAAUGGCCCCAGGACUCGGAGUAUCGUGACAAGUCUAACAUCAGAGCCGCCAAUUCUUCAGGCCAAGCUCCAAUCCAUCUGGCAGUCCUCGGUGGUAAUGCAUCCCUCGUCGUUCAGCUUUGUUUAGAGCAUCAGACACAGAAGGUUUCCCUCCGCCUCUUGAAUAGCCGUCUCCGGAGUCCCCUCCAUGUGGCAUGCGACUGCGGCUUCGUCGACAUGGUCGACAUCCUUCUCGAGCACGGCGGCUGGUACGGCGAAGCGGAUGAGAAUGGCGACACGCCGCUUCUUCUCGGGUGCGCAGCCGGGGACUUGCAGACGGUGAAGAGGCUUCUUACCCACGACUCGAACCUCCUCAUCAAAAACUUGCAAGGCCGCUCGGCGCUACAUCAUGCUGCGGCGUCAGGGGAACCAGACGUGGUUCAGGAGCUUCUCCGCGCCUCUAGUGAUGCCAACGACAUCCGCAUCUAUACGAAUGCAAAAGAUAAGUCUGGGAGCACACCACUUCACCUAGCCGCGGUGGCUGGCAAUGUUGAAGUGAUGGACAUACUCUUGGAUGAGAUGGCGGACAUUACACAAGUGGAUGGCUCGGGCCACGACGUGCUGUACCUUGCCUCCCGACAUGGCCAUGCGAAUGUGGUGACAUUUCUCAUCCAAGAAUCCCGCAAAGGUAUCGAGGGAGAUGACGGAGAUACAUUCCAUUUCGGUGGGGAUAUUUUUCAAUUCGUUCAAGAGAUGCUAUCAUACUUCCCGCAUAAUCUUCCUGUGGCCGAGGAAACUGAUAUUGCCGUCGAGAUUGGCCCUAGGGAAAACUGUGCUAUGGUACUGGCCAAUCUUACAAGUCUUGCUAACCAGUGGACUCCUUCGCAGUACGGAAUCACCCUGCAUCUGGCCGCAAAAGGGGGAAUUGUCAGCGUCGUUGAUCAAGUCCUGCUUAAAGGGCAGGAUCCGAACUACAUGGACACGAUGGAAAAGACAGCUCUCAUGUAUGCGGCUGAAUCGGGGUGCUCUCGGGUGGUCGAGCGACUCUUGAGGGUCCCCAACAUUGACCAGGAUUGCCAAGACACAUUUGGUUACUCCGCUAUUUCAUACGCAGCUGAGAGCGGGCAUCUGGAAGUUGUCAAGAUGCUUGCCUCGGGGCGCAAAUCCGCCAUCGACGCUCAAACCUUGACGGCUGCGUCAAGAUGUAUGGCAAAUAUGAAGGGCAGUAGCAUCAUGACCUUCUUUCUGGAUAAUGACAUCGAUGGAUCGCUAGUGGAUAGUUCCCUAAGAAUAGCUGUAUCCGAAGGGUUCGUCGAGGUUGUCUCGCUGCUCGUGGGCCGAGGUGCAAAUGUCAAUACCACCUACGAAUCAACAUCCACGCCCUUGCACAAGGCCGCGGGGCGUGGAAAUGUUGGAAUUUGUAAGAUUCUUCUCGAGGCCGGUGCCACGGUAGAUUCGGAAACGAAGGACAAGGAAACACCGCUCAUUCUUGCGGUAUCCCGUGGCCAUCAAGAGGUAUCGGAACAGCUCCUACAUUCUGGGGCGGAUCCGCUGGCAGCGACGAGCUCAGGCAAGACACCGUACCAUGAAGCGAUUUGCGCAGGGCCCGAAAUCUUCAAAGCCGUGUUAUCGAGGGUCUUGGAGUUGAACAAGUCAGCCCACACGAAGGAUGCCCAGAACAGAAGCCCUGUCCUUCUCGCGGCAGCUCAAGGCACACAGGAAGCCUUCAUGGCGCUAAUCGACAUUGAGGGUGCGGAUGUCAAUGAGAAGGAUAAGAACGGCUAUACACCUCUCUGCCACGCGAUUUUCAGACAGCAAGCGGUGAUUGUUGAGACCUUGCUCAAAAAGCCGGAACUGAAGCGGUCCAUGAGUGCGAAAGACAUGCUCCAACGUGCAGCUGGGUUUGAAGAAGAUAAAAUCAUGAAACUGCUGAUCCAAAAUGGAAUAGACCGUGACCUUGAAUUCGACGACUUAUUCGAACUUGCGAUGGAGUCGGAAAACCUCUACCUCGUAGAAAUUGUCUUGCAGACGCCACACGACGGAAUCCGGCUGGAUAAACACAGGUGGUCUCUCGAGUGUCUGAAACACGUUCUUAUGGACCCGGAAUACAAACGAGAACAUAUGAUCAGGAACUCAGACACGGACCUAAAGCCGCCUUUGGGUUGGUGCCAUCAGGGUGAAGUAGAUGUUGAGAGAGCCCCCGAAGAUGCUUGGGGAUUUCCUGGCCCAAGUAUGUCUGUUUCUACAAGCACGCCCUCUGUCGGACUACCAUGA
This is a messenger RNA of Metarhizium brunneum ARSEF 3297, 4662 nucleotides long. Its product is annotated as Serine/threonine-protein phosphatase 6 regulatory ankyrin repeat subunit A. NCBI's taxonomy places the organism in Eukaryota, Fungi, Ascomycota, Sordariomycetes, Hypocreales, Clavicipitaceae. The record is from RefSeq and is a predicted model, not a curated record. Gene Ontology annotation, molecular function: protein binding.